UUACCCCAAAUUUCUCUCUCUUCCGUUUCUCUCCUUCCCACACAGACACACACUCUCUCUAACCCCAACACGGUUUUGACUACCAAAAGCUUUUCAUAUUUUUCUUUCCUUUAUUAUUUUCAUAAUUUUCCGGAAAUAGAAAACAUAUUUUCUCUCUCUGUGUUCCUGUGUCCUUCUCUCUCUCUCACCAUCGUUCUUGAUCCAUGGAAGAGGAACUUCACAACCCAGAAGAAAGUUGAUUCCUUGGGGCGAGAAUCGGAUACCCAAUUGGCUGGAGCUUCCAAUGCGGGCUAGGAGGAGACCCGAGAACGACCGGGGUGGAUCUGAUGAUGGUGGGUUUUGCAGGGACAUGGGUGAUGAAGAUGGUUUCAGGCGGAUGUAGGGUUGUUGUAGGGGGCAACGAUCUGGUCGUGGUGCGGCAGCAUAGACGACGAUGCAGCUUCACUUCUCGCCUAGCAUGAGAAGCAUCACGAUAUCGAGCAACAAUGGGAUUAUUGACUUGAUGAGGAUCAAGGUAGCAGCUUGCCACAUUUCCUAUCGAACCCUCUUCCACACCAUCCUCAUCCUUGCUUUCUUGUUGCCCUUUGUCUUCAUUCUCACCGCUCUUGUUACCCUUGAAGGUGUCAACAAGUGCUCCUCUUUUGAUUGUUUAGGUAGGCGUUUAGGACCAAGGCUUCUUGGUAGGGUUGAUGAUUCAUCGAAGAGACUAGUUAGAGAUUUUUACAAGAUCCUCAACGAAGUAAAGACCGGGGAAAUACCACUUGCUCUAGAUCUGCCUGAUUCGUUUGAGCAACUGGUUUCUGAUAUGAAGAGUAAACAAUAUGAUGCAAAAACAUUUGCCUUCUUGUUAAGAGGAAUGAUGGAGAAAUUUGAGAGAGAUACCAGAGAAGCUAAAUUUGCAGAGUUGAUGAAUAAGCACUUUGCAGCAAGUUCAGUCCCUAAAGGGAUUCAUUGUCUGUCUUUGCGUUUGACUGAUGAAUAUUCCUCAAAUGCCCAUGCACGCAAACAACUGCCUCCGCCAGAGUUACUACCUACACUGUCUGACAACUCUUACCACCAUUUUGUUGUUUCAACCGAUAACAUCUUGGCCGCAGCUGUAGUUGUUAGUUCUACUGUGCAUUCAUCUCAGAAUCCUGACAAAAUAGUCUUCCAUGUCAUCACUGACAAAAAAACUUAUGCGGGCAUGCACUCAUGGUUUGCACUAAAUCCCAUCACUCCUGCUAUAGUUGAAGUCAAAGGCAUUCACCAGUUUGAUUGGUUGACGAGAGAAAAUGUUCCAGUACUUGAAGCCGUAGAAAAUCAAAAUGGGAUAAGGAAUUACUACCAUGGGAAUAAUUUUGCCAGAAACAAUCCCAGUGAAACCAAUCCACAGAAAUAUGCCUCAAAAUUGCAGGCCAGAAGUCCAAAGUAUAUAUCUUUACUCAAUCAUCUCCGCAUUUACUUACCUGAGCUUUUUCCAAACCUUGACAAAGUGGUUUUUUUGGAUGAUGAUGUUGUGGUUCAACAUGACUUGUCUCCGCUUUGGGAAAUUAAUCUGACUGGAAAAGUUAAUGGAGCUGUGGAAACUUGCAGAGGCGAUGAUGAGUGGGUAAUGUCUAAGCAUUUUAGGAACUACUUCAAUUUUUCCCAUCCCCUAAUUGCACAACAUUUGGACCCUGAUGAGUGUGCUUGGGCUUAUGGGAUGAAUGUAUUUGAUCUGCGUGCAUGGAGAUCAACAAACAUUAGAGAAACAUAUCAUACCUGGCUGAAGGAGAAUCUGCGGUCAAACCUGACGAUGUGGAAGCUUGGAACCCUUCCACCUGCUUUGAUUGCAUUUAAAGGUAAAGUUCACCCUAUUGACCACUCUUGGCACAUGCUUGGCUUGGGUUAUCAGAACAAAACGGAUAUUGAGAGUGUGAAGAAGGCUGCUGUUAUUCAUUACAACGGCCAGUCGAAACCUUGGUUGCAAAUUGGCUUUGAACAUCUUCGGCCAUUUUGGACCAAGUAUGUCAAUUAUUCAAAUGAUUUUGUUAGAAACUGCCACAUCUUGGAUUCAUAGUCUGCCAUGAGAUGCACUAUGGUUUGAAACAACAGUGCAUGCAUACUACAAAAAGGGACGAGUAAAUACAGGUUUCAUCUAAAUUUUUGCGGCUUUGAGGUUUUCUUCAAGAUGAAUUUUGAGAAGUCAAUAGAAAAUUGGUUGAGAGGGCAAAGUUAUGAAGGACAUGGGGGGUGGAUUUGCUGCCACCCUCUAACAUUUUUGCAAACACAGUUGCCAUCCUGGCAUGGCCAUGAGAAUCAACAGUCUUGUUACAUACAAACACGUCCUAUAUAUUUGGUUGGUGAAAGGAUACUGUUAUUGGUCUUAUGUGGGGAUACUAUAUCAAAAAUUGCUUAGUGAAUGUUGGAGAAUAAACUCAAUGCUGAAGAUAAAAAAGGGUCAUACUCAUGUGCCUGUGUCAUCAAACUAGUUCAUUGUUGAGAACACAAGUGCUAGGACAGUUAAUCUGUGAGGUUCCCCACUAGUGCAGUGUUCUCCCCCCAUCAUUUUUUAGUUUGUUAAUUUUUGUUAGUACCAAUUUUUACAUUCACCCUAUUGGAUUUAAUAUCAUGAUGGUGAAUUGUAGGAGCAGUAGUUCUUGAGAUUGCUUUGUUACAGGUUCAUUGAAUUGGGGAAUUGUCUGUAGGAUAUAUCUAUUUCUAUAUUUGUUGCUAUUCGUUGUGUAUGAUUACAGACAUUGGAAAUGUGCAGAUAUUCUUUUUUACCC
Molecule: messenger RNA, 2747 nt
Organism: Vigna angularis (adzuki bean)
Lineage: Eukaryota; Viridiplantae; Streptophyta; Magnoliopsida; Fabales; Fabaceae
Product: probable galacturonosyltransferase 13
Exons: 6
Coding region: 434-2038 (534 amino acids)
Molecular function (GO): polygalacturonate 4-alpha-galacturonosyltransferase activity
Source: RefSeq, a predicted model, not a curated record